Molecule: messenger RNA, 2795 nt
Organism: Anarrhichthys ocellatus (wolf-eel)
Lineage: Eukaryota; Metazoa; Chordata; Actinopteri; Perciformes; Anarhichadidae
Gene: gsk3ab
Product: glycogen synthase kinase 3 alpha b
Exons: 11
Coding region: 493-1815 (440 amino acids)
Biological process (GO): positive regulation of proteasomal ubiquitin-dependent protein catabolic process; peptidyl-threonine phosphorylation; negative regulation of canonical Wnt signaling pathway
Cellular component (GO): cytosol; cytoplasm; axon
Molecular function (GO): ATP binding; protein serine/threonine kinase activity
Source: RefSeq, a predicted model, not a curated record
GAUCGCCUCCAUUCGUGUGAUACGAAGCCGUGCCCAAUGCGGUAGUGUCAAGAUUUCAGGAGCUGUGAUUGGACAGACCGACUGUCAAUCAUAAACUGUGCUUUCCUGCUGGGAAUUGUAGUUUUUUUCUGUCGAACGUUAGCGAACAAUUCCCCCCGAGACUUUUUUUUUUUUUUACUGUAAUUGAUCAGAAUAAUUUAUGCUUACAAACAUUGUUACUUGAUUUUGAUUAAAACGAUCAAUGUGUGUUGGCUACAUAUUCUUAACCCAGCUUCAGUAUCAUUGAGGUAUAAUGAAUUACAACCGUGAUUAUUUUAAAUUUGAGUUCAUAUUUUCGUUCGCUUGAAGACCCCCAAGAACUCACUUUCCCAACAACCCUUGCGAGCUUUUUACGUCGUUGUGCGUCAACUCCCCAGUCCCCCCCACCAUCACCGUUCUACAGAGGAAGAAAGGGGGAGACGGGCAACCUAUACAGAACGCUUUCACACAAAGAUGAGCGGCAGCGGGCGGCCCAGGACCAGCUCCUUCGCUGAGCCUCCCGGAGCUACCGGGUCCGCUGCAGCCGGUGCCGGAUCAGCAGUAGCCGGCGGAAGCUCGACAGGAAAGACUGGGGCUUCACAAGCUAGUGGAAGCAGCUCGACGAGCUUUGGGAAUCUGAAACUUCCCAGAGACAGUGGCAAGGUGACGACGGUGGUAGCGACACCCGGGCAGGGCCCCGACCGCCCACAGGAAGUGUCCUAUACAGACAUAAAGGUUAUAGGAAAUGGCUCCUUCGGGGUGGUCUACCAGGCUCGCCUCAUCGACAGCCAGGAGAUGGUGGCCAUUAAGAAAGUUCUCCAAGACAAGAGGUUUAAGAAUAGGGAGCUGCAAAUUAUGAGGAAAUUGGACCACUGUAACAUUGUGAGGCUACGCUACUUCUUCUACUCCAGUGGCGAGAAGAAAGAUGAGGUGUAUUUGAAUCUGGUGCUGGACUACGUCCCAGAGACAGUGUACAGGGUGGCUCGGCAUUUCAACAAAGCCAAGACCACCAUCCCCAUCAUCUAUGUUAAGGUGUACAUGUAUCAGCUGUUCCGCAGUCUGGCUUAUAUCCAUUCCCAGGGCGUGUGUCACAGAGACAUCAAGCCCCAGAACCUCCUGGUGGACCCAGAGACGGCCAUCCUCAAACUCUGUGACUUUGGCAGUGCGAAGCAGUUAGUGCGGGGGGAGCCGAAUGUGUCCUAUAUCUGCUCACGGUACUACCGCGCCCCAGAGCUCAUCUUUGGUGCCACAGACUACACAUCCAACAUCGACAUCUGGUCGGCCGGCUGCGUGCUGGCUGAGCUGCUGCUGGGCCAGCCCAUCUUCCCCGGGGACAGUGGUGUGGACCAGCUAGUAGAGAUCAUCAAGGUUCUGGGGACACCAACAAGGGAGCAGAUCCGAGAGAUGAACCCUAACUACACAGAGUUCAAGUUCCCUCAGAUCAAAGCACACCCUUGGACAAAGGUGUUUAAGCCUCGCACCCCACCAGAGGCCAUCGCCCUCUGCUCUCGACUGCUGGAAUACACGCCGGUGACCAGGCUGUCUCCUCUGGAGGCGUGUGCGCACCCCUUCUUCGAAGAGCUGCGUCAGCCCAACACCCGCCUGCCCAGCGGACGGGAACUGCCGCUCCUCUUCAACUUCAGUCCCGUCGAGCUGUCUAUUCAGCCCCAGUUGAACUCCAACCUCAUUCCUCCUCACGCUCGUGCACAGACAUCGCCGGCCUCACAUGAGGGCAGUGUGUCGGACAGUACCGCCCAGCCCAGCUCAGCACCCGGAUCCAUCAACAACAGCACCUGAGCAUCCAUCCCUCUGUCAUCCUUUCUUUUUUGUCUUCCCCCAUUUUUCCUUUUCUCUCCUCUGCUCUUCUCCCUCUCAACCUCCCCUCUGGCUCCAAACCCUUUAAAAUAGAAAAAGAAAUGAAUAUACACACCCACGUAAACACUCAGCAUUGCUAUUCUCCCUGGAUUUUAACCAUUUCCAAUAGAAAACACUUUCUUUGGCUGCCGGCUUCAGGAAGGUGUGGGGGUUGUUUUUAAGGAUAUUUAGGGAGCCAUGCUUGGGCUUAAUAUAAGCUGCAGUUGUAAGUCCACGCUGGCCCUUGUCUGGCCUGUUAGAAUAAGGAAACUUUACAUUGUUUGGGAGACGAGGAGGGGGUUUGUCCAUGUUAUAUGGAUUUUCUGUAUUAUAAUAUACAGUCGACUUUUAUCCCUUUUUAUGUUCAUUUUAUUUGCAUUGGCGUAUUUUAUGUGGGGCCGUGGUGCCGUUGAAUGGGAUCCUGAUUGACUGUGGGGUUGAGAAUAAGGGGCCGUAUGUAAGGCCCGCCUAAUAUUGACAAUCAUCCUUAGUGGGGUCAUAAAUGCCACUCUUGUAGUGUACAUGUUUGAUCGUACAACCCACUGUAGAAUGUAGAAAUAGUGGCUCUUCUGUCACUUUCUACCCUGAACUCUACUCGAGUAUUGUCAGUUCACCCGGCCAAAGGGGGAACAAAUGUGAAGGAUUACUUUUAAAUCUCCCAAUUUGUCACCAGAUGGAUUUUUGGCUCAUUUUAGAUAAGAGUUGGUUUUAAAUUGUAUUAGUAAGUGAGGGCACCACAGCCUUGUCUUUACAGUUUCUAUUUUUUUGAAUAUUAGCUCCUCAACUGCCUUUUUAUGGGAAUGAGAAGGAGCAGAGUGCACAUUUUUUUCAGUUUCCUCAGUAUAAGCUCAUGUUUUCAUUGGUUAAGCUGGAAACCAAGCGAUUCAUGUUAAUUCUCAAAUGAGUAUUGCACAUCUCCAAAG